CGUUUUUCACGGACAUGUCACCCUUUCGGACACGCUGAGCCGGAUCGACUCGUUCAAAAUUUGUGGAUUUACUUAAUAUUCCUUUAUCAAUUCAUUUUCACAUGGAGAUAUUUGUAUUGUGAAACCGAGUGUAACAGUCGUUUUGUGGCGCAAACGUAUAUGGAUAGAACAAUGGCACGGCAAGUACUGCUUUUCAUCGCAAUCUUCUCUCUUGGAUCAGUUUUCGGUCAAGUCAGCUACUCUAUUCCGGAGGAAAUGGCAAAGGGCUCUGUAGUGGGCAACAUAGCACGGGAUUUAGGAUUGGAUGUGAAAAGAUUAAAAUCAGGUAAAGCCCGUAUAUUUACGGGCGACAGUGCAGAAUACAUUGAGCUGAAUAGAGAAAGGGGAGUCCUCCUCGUUAAAGAGAGAAUCGACAGAGAGUCGCUCUGCAGACAGACGACGCCUUGUGCUUUACAUUUGCAGAUUAUUCUAGAAAAUCCAAUGGAGCUUUUUCGAAUAACAGUAGAGAUUACCGACAUCAACGACAACCGUCCCAGUUUUAAAAAUGACGAGAAACGUUUUGAAAUUAGCGAAUCCGCAGUUACAGGAUCUAAAUUUGUGUUAGAAAGGGCAGUUGAUGCAGACAUUGGCGUAAAUGGCCUGAAAAAUUACAGCUUGAAAUCUACAGAUAAUUUCAUGCUGAAAAUACAAACUCAUGCAGAUGUAAUUAAAAAGGUCGAAAUGGUCUUGCACAAGCCGUUAGAUCGAGAGAAAGAGGAACAAAUAUCGUUGUUGUUAACAGCUGUAGAUGGAGGAGAUCCUCAGAUGUCUGGUACAGUAAAGAUUUAUGUGACCGUGCUCGAUGCAAACGACAAUGCUCCUGUUUUUAUGCAGUCGGUUUACAAGGCAGCCAUCGCCGAAAAUUCUCAGAAAGGAACAACUGUGACAACAGUGAGUGCUUCGGAUGCAGAUAAAGGGACAAACGGGGAAGUUUCUUAUUCAGUGUCGACCACCAUGGAUAGUGUGUCUGAUAUAUUUAGAAUAAAUGAAAACGGUGAAGUAAUUUUAGUUGGUGAAGUUGACUUUGAAAAAGCCAAGUAUUAUCAAAUUGAUAUCGAAGCUCAAGACAGCGGUGGUCUUUCUGAUUCCAGUAAAAUUAUUGUUGAUGUUAUUGAUAUUAAUGAUAAUAAGCCUGUAAUCAGUAUACUUUCCAAAUCUGACUCAAUCCCGGAAGACUCUUCCCAAAAUACAGUUAUAGUUAUGUUUAGUGUUCUUGACCCAGAUUCAAGUAACAAUGGUCAAGUGAACUGCAGAAUAAAUGGCAACAUACCAUUUACUAUUACCACUUCUUCUAAUGAUUUCUAUAGUUUAGUGACAGACAGUGAUUUAGACAGAGAGAGAGCCUCUGAGUAUAAUAUAACUAUGACCUGCUCUGAUGAGGGAGUGCCCUCCCUCUCCAGCAGCGUCACUCUCACCUUACAGAUCUCUGAUGUGAAUGAUAACGCGCCUGUCUUUGAGAGGAGCUCAUAUGAGGCCUACAUUGUAGAAAACAACACACCAGGCCUCUCUAUAUUCACAGUGAAAGCCAGAGACGCUGACUGGAACCAGAAUGCCCGUGUUUCUUACAUACUGGAGGACUCCUCUGUUAACGGAGUGCCAGUCUCCUCAUAUGUGUCCGUUAGUGCUGAUAGUGGAGUCAUCCAUGCAGUGCGCUCUUUUGACUACGAGCAGAUCAAAGACUUCCACUUCCGCGUCAAAGCGCAGGAUGGAGGCUCUCCUCCACUCAGUAGCAAUGUGACUGUGAAAAUACUGAUCCAGGACCAGAACGACAACCCUCCUCAAGUUCUGUACCCAGUCCAGACUGGUGGCUCUCUGGUGGCUGAAAUGGUGCCUCGUUCAGCAGAUGUGGGCUAUCUGGUCACUAAAGUGGUGGCUGUUGAUGUGGACUCUGGACAGAAUGCCUGGCUCUCCUAUAAACUGCAGAAAGCCACAGACAGGGCGCUGUUUGAAGUGGGCUUACAGAAUGGAGAAAUAAGAACUAUCCGCCAAGUCACUGAUAAAGAUGCUGUGAAACAAAGACUGACUGUUAUAGUGGAGGACAACGGGCAGCCCUCUCGUUCAGCUACAGUCAUUGUUAACGUGGCGGUGGCGGACAGCUUCCCUGAAGUGCUGUCUGAGUUCACUGACUUUACACACGACAAGGAGUACAAUGACAACCUGACUUUUUACUUAGUGUUGGCUUUGGCUGUAGUUUCCUUCCUCUUCAUCACGUGUUUAGUGGUUAUUAUAUCAGUGAAAAUCUACAGAUGGAGACAGUCUCGCAUUCUGUAUCACUCCAAUCUCCCUGUGAUUCCGUAUUAUCCACCACGUUACUCAGACACUUUGGGAACAGGGACUCUCCAACACGUGUACAAUUACGAGGUGUGCAGGACGACUGACUCCAGAAAGAGUGACUGUAAGUUCGGCAGAGCUGGUAGUCAGAACGUGCUGAUAAUGGACCCCAGUUCUACAGGGACGAUGCAGCGGAUACAGAGUGAAAAGAGCAUCCUGGAUGAACCAGACUCUCCUCUUGAGAUCUCUGAUGUGAAUGAUAACGCGCCUGUCUUUGAGAGGAGCUCAUAUGAGGCCUACAUUGUAGAAAACAACACACCAGGUCUCUCUAUAUUCACAGUGAAAGCCAGAGACGCUGACUGGAACCAGAAUGCCCGUGUUUCUUACAUACUGGAGGACUCCUCUGUUAACGGAGUGCCAGUCUCCUCAUAUGUGUCCGUUAGUGCUGAUAGUGGAGUCAUCCAUGCAAUGCGCUCUUUUGACUACGAGCAGAUCAAAGACUUCCACUUCCGCGUCAAAGCGCAGGAUGGAGGCUCUCCUCCACUCAGUAGCAAUGUGACUGUAAAAUUACUGAUCCAGGACCAGAACGACAACCCUCCUCAGGUUCUGUACCCAGUCCAGACUAGUGGCUCUCUGGUGGCUGAAAUGGUGCCUCGUUCAGCAGAUGUGGGCUGUCUGGUCACUAAAGUGGUGGCUGUUGAUGUGGACUCUGGACAGAAUGCCUGGCUCUCCUAUAAACUGCAGAAAGCCACAGACAGGGCGCUGUUUGAAGUGGGCUUACAGAAUGGAGAAAUAAGAACUAUCCGCCAAGUCACUGAUAAAGAUGCUGUGAAACAAAGACUGACUGUUAUAGUGGAGGACAACGGGCAGCCCUCUCGUUCAGCUACAGUCAUUGUUAACGUGGCGGUGGCGGACAGCUUCCCUGAAGUGCUGUCUGAGUUCACUGACUUUACACACGACAAGGAGUACAAUGACAACCUGACUUUUUACUUAGUGUUGGCUUUGGCUGUAGUUUCCUUCCUCUUCAUCACGUGUUUAGUGGUUAUUAUAUCAGUGAAAAUCUACAGAUGGAGACAGUCUCGCAUCCUGUAUCACUCCAAUCUCCCUGUGAUUCCAUAUUAUCCACCACGUUACUCAGACACUUUGGGAACAGGAACUCUCCAACACGUGUACAAUUACGAAGUGUGCAGGACGACUGACUCCAGAAAGAGUGACUGUAAGUUCGGCAGAGCUGGUAGUCAGAACGUGCUGAUAAUGGACCCCAGUUCUACAGGGACGAUGCAGCGGAUACAGAGUGAAAAGAGCAUCCUGGAUGAACCAGACUCUCCUCUAGAGGUCAGUUCAAUAAUGUAG
Messenger RNA from Perca flavescens (yellow perch), 3663 nucleotides. RefSeq names its product protocadherin beta-16-like. Gene Ontology annotation, molecular function: calcium ion binding. The transcript is spliced from 2 exons. Gene Ontology annotation, biological process: homophilic cell-cell adhesion. NCBI's taxonomy places the organism in Eukaryota, Metazoa, Chordata, Actinopteri, Perciformes, Percidae. Bases 160 to 3663 code for a protein of 1167 amino acids. Gene Ontology annotation, cellular component: plasma membrane. The record is from RefSeq and is a predicted model, not a curated record.